GAUUAUCACACAUCGCCAUAAACAGCUGUUUCAACUUAUUUGUGCAUGUUUCGCUGGUAUAUAUUUUGCGUUUAAUAUUUUAUUUUAACACGUGAAGUAAACAAAUAUUCGUUUUUAACAAAUUAGCAAUGAAUUUGUUGCCAAAAUCGCACGAGGAAUUCGCGCAACCUGAAUACUGGAAUUCCUUCUUCACAAAACGUGGUGAGAAGGCCUUUGAAUGGUAUGGCGAAUAUUUGGAAUUAUGUGAGCAAAUACACAAAUAUGUUAAGAAUAUAGAUCAAAUACUAAUGCUAGGUUGUGGUAAUUCCCAGCUUAGCAUGGAUAUGUACGACUCGGGUUUUAGAAAUAUAACAAACAUUGAUAUCUCUUCGGUGGCGAUUCGUAAAAUGUUGGAAGUAAAUGCGCAUAAACGUGCAAGCAUGAAAUUCCUGCAAAUGGAUGCCACGCAAAUGACUUUCGAGGAUGAAUAUUUCUCCGUUGCAUUAGAUAAGGGCACACUGGAUGCGCUUUUUGUUGAUGACACACCAGAGGUGCAUGCAACCGUGGAACGCUACUUCAAUGAAAUCAAACGUACUAUGCGCAAUGGUGGACGUUACUUGUGUAUAACGCUAUUACAAGAACACAUCUUGAAAUACAUUUUAGAUUAUUUCCCACGUAAUGGCUUUAUGUUACGUGUGGUGCAUUGUGCCGAUGCAGAUCGUGCCAAUCAAGAGAAGAAUGCCGAUAAUCCUGAAGUGAUGGCAAUGCCUGUCUUCUUUGUAAUUGCCACCAAGUUUAAAGCAUUACCAAUGCCGAUACUAGAAUUUAGUUUGGGCAAGGAUAAAAUGCAACGUGUACAAACUGCUAGGGAGCUGACAGAUGCUGUGACGGCUGUACAGAGAGCAGCGUUGAUAUGCAAUGGGCUAGCGCGCUCAAAUAUUGCAGGUCACAAUGAAGUGGUAAUGGAUUUGUGUCAACCAGGCGAAUCUACGCCACGCUAUACAGUUCAUGUGCUGGAUCAACCACCGGCAAGAGGCCUUGGUAAAUUUGCGGCAUUUAUAGUACCUCAGGGCAGAGAAAUCGAAUGGCUCUUUGCCACCACACAGGGUCGUAAAAAAUUACAGAGUUCUGCGAAAUUUCAGCGUCUGGCCGUAGUGACACUGCAUCGCGACCAGGAAUAUGCCUCAUUGGACACCGUGAAGGGUGAACUAGCGGACAGUAUCAAGUGCCUAGCACCUAUUGGUCUAACGGAACAGAUACCGUUCUUAUCACUGGGCGUUGAUGUGGGUAAACGUGAAACGCUGGUUAGCGGAUUUUCCAAAAUAUCCGGCGAAUUUCGCAUUGAGGAGGUGGAGGGUGGCGAUGGCAAAGUAUUCCGGCGUCUCAUCUUUCUGAAUAAUCAAUUUGUAGUACAAUCGGAGGCUUUGGUGAAGACAAUAAAACUGAAAGGUAAAAAGGAGCGCAAGAAAAUCGAUUUCGGCUAUUUGGCAUGCCAGCAUCACUUAUACAUGUCUGCUGGCGUACAAUUGACUACUGCUCAAAAGAGCGCUGACAAUGAGUUCAACGAUGUGGUCGUGGUGGGUUUAGGCGGUGGUGGUCUUUGCAGUUUUCUACAUGCCGCUGUGCCUAGCGUGCGUUUAACAGCAGUUGAAAUUGAUCCCAUUAUGUUGGAAGUGGCGGAACAAUAUUUCGAAUUGAAGCAAGACAAUCGAUUUCAUGUGGUUAUCGAUGAUGGCUUGUCAUUUUUAGAAGUUUGCAAAAAAGAAGAAAUCAAAUUCAACGCAGUGCUUUUUGACGUUGACAGCAAGGAUCUGUCGCUCGGUAUGAGUUGUCCGCCGAAGAGUUUUCUGGAACCUGCCGUGCUCACUAACAUUAAGUCCAUUAUUGGCGAUAAGGGACUCUUCAUAUUGAAUUUAGUGUGUCGUGAUGAAGCAUUACGUGACGUCGCCUUACAACAACUACGCGCUGCUUUCAAAGCGGUUUGUUGUUUCAAACUGGACGAGGAUAUCAAUGAGAUUAUUUAUUGUUCAAAUAGUGAAAAGUACAAAAGUAUAGCGGAAUGGAAGAAAGAUUUAGGCGCGGCUGCUAGACGCUUAAAUAAUGCGGCCAAAGAGCAGAAAUUACAUAAGGAUGAUAUGUUAGAGGUUACGGAGUUUUUAAAUGAAUUAAAGAUUUAAAUGAAAUAUAUAUUAAAAGAAAUGUUUAUAAAAAGAAGUGACGUGAAGUGACUUACAUAUAUUUUGAAAUUAAUUUUUGGAUGAUAUUUUCAUUCGUCGAAGUUGCGAAAAAAUAAAUAGUUUUUGACCAAGUGA
Molecule: messenger RNA, 2291 nt
Organism: Zeugodacus cucurbitae (melon fly)
Lineage: Eukaryota; Metazoa; Arthropoda; Insecta; Diptera; Tephritidae
Product: eEF1A lysine and N-terminal methyltransferase homolog
Exons: 11
Coding region: 129-2156 (675 amino acids)
Source: RefSeq, a predicted model, not a curated record